Cantharellus anzutake is the source of this 1071-nucleotide messenger RNA. RefSeq lists its product as uncharacterized. The transcript has a single exon. The coding region runs from base 10 to 1071 and encodes 353 amino acids. The record is from RefSeq and is a predicted model, not a curated record. Lineage: Eukaryota; Fungi; Basidiomycota; Agaricomycetes; Cantharellales; Hydnaceae.
GUGAGGGAGAUGCAGAAGAAGAUGCAGCAGGGUCUUGGGGAUGAGGGGGAGGAGGAAGAGGUGGUGGGUGGAUCGUCGUCCAUGGGAGGUAAGUGUGGAUAUCGUCAUCGUAUUACAUAUGGUGAUGAAUCGUGGAUGGUAGGGGGAGGGCACCCGAUGGGACAUGGACCUCUGCGAGCUCAGCUCAAGGAGAACCAUCAUGGAGAGCUUCAAGAUGCAGUGAGGGAAGCACUGCAUCGGGUGUACCACGACCACCUGGAACCUGGAGAGGCUGAGCGACUGCUGAGAUUCCAGAUGGAUCUGCAUGGACACGGUUGGGUGCUGAGGCAGUUGAUGGUGGGGGAGAUGACGUUCCAAGGGCGAGAAGGAGGGGAUGUGGACAUGUUGGUGGAUGGGGCGCUGGAGCGCUCAGGAAGGUUCCUGGGGGGACCCCACAUCCAAAGGGGAACGGGAGGAGGAGGGGGGAGGAGGGGGAGGAAGCGACAGGAACGGGAGGAGGAGACGGAGGACGAGUUGGAAGCGAUGCUGGGAGGGGGGUCAGGUGCGCCGAAAAGACCAAGGAGGAUUCCAGUGUGGGAAGGGGAUUCAGAGGAGGAGGGAACGAGAGGGAUGGAACCGAUCGUGGACCUGUCAUGGCAGCCUGCAAGGGGGGGGCGAGGAGAAGUGCCUGGGAUGUCACAAAGAAGCAAACGAGUGGAUGAGGGAGCACAGGAAGUGCCUGGGACGUCGCCAGGGUCGGAGCUGGAGAAACUACUGUCGGGAGCGCUGGAAGUGCCUGGGAUGUCGCCAGGGUGGGAGCUGGAUGAAGUGCUGGACGCCGAGGGGCUGAUCAGAAUGGAGGAUGAGCGAGACUCGAUGAUGGACAUGAUGGAGACGCAAGAGGGACGAGGGGAGUAUGAAACUCCAUUCCUGGGCAGUGGAUGGAGAACGCCGCUGGAGGAGGCGUUCCCUCUGGUGGAUGAGAUGCGAGGGGGGGGGAUGGAGACUGGAGGAGGGAUGGAGGAGGCUGGGGACGAGAUGGCGGAGGGAGUCGAGGGGAUGGAGAUGUUGGACAUGAUGAUGGAGUUGUAG